CAGGUAAGGGAUGGGAGGGAGCCACCUGCAGGGCGGAGCCCGGCCGAGCCCGGCCGCUUCGCCUGCGUGUCGCCUGGCAUUCCUGAAGGGGCUGCGAGUGCGACUCCUGCUCCCGGCCUGGCAGCUCUCCCGGCAUGGCUCUGGAAGGCGGCGGCGGCGGCGGCGGCAGCAGCAGCAGCUUCCUGGAGGCUGCCCUGGCCGAGUGCACAGAGGCACUGAACUGCUUCCUGAAAAACCAGUUCAGUGAGAGCUUGGAGAUGCUGCAACCCAGGGCCAAAGAGAGCAUGUAUCAUGCCUUAAUCUAUGCCACCAUUCUGGAGAUGCAAGCCAUGAUGACCUUUGAGCACGAUGACAUUGUUCAUGCUGGACACACUAUGAAAGAGGCACAGGAAAUCUGCCAGAGGUUUCGGAGGAAAAGCACGGUGACCGGAUCCUUCUCCAGUCGGCUAGGCGGAGAUGCCUGUACUGAGGAGGAGCUGCAUGCAGAAGUGUGCUACGCAGAAUGCUUGCUGCACCGGGCUGCCCUCACCUUCCUGCAGGAUGAAAACAUGGUGAAUUUCAUAAAAGGAGGAAUCAAGGUGCGUAGCAGCUACCUCAUCUACAGGGAGCUCAACAGCUUCAUCCAGCCCAAUCAGUUGCCAUCGAGUUCUCCUUCUCGCGCCCAUCUGGAGGGGGGAGUCGCGCUGGGCAUUGGUGCCUUCAACUUGACGCUCUCCCUUUUCCCACCCCGGAUCCUGAGACUUCUGGAAUUUGCAGGGUUUUCAGGGGACAAGGAUUACGGCCUGCAGCAGCUGCAUCAGGGGGCCACCACAGCCAACCUGCGGGCUUUGCUUUGUACCAUGUUGCUCCUCUGCUACUACACUUUCCUUACCUUCGUCUUAGGGAUUGGUGAAGACAAUUUUACAGAGGCUGAGGCCCUCCUGAGUCCGUACCUCGCCCGCUACCCUAAGAGCGCCAUUUUCUUAUUCUUUGCUGGGAGGAUAGAGGAGAUCAAAGGGAACAUCAAUGAGGCCAUCAAGAAGUUUGAAGAAGGCUGCUCAGCCCAGCAGGCCUGGAAGCAGUUUCACCAUAUGUGCUACUGGGAGCUGAUGUGGUGCUUUGCCUACAAAGGAAUGUGGAAGAUGGCCUACUUCUAUGCGGACCUGCUGAGCAAGGAGAAUCGCUGGUCCAAGGCAAUGUAUGUGUACAUGAAAGCUGCCUUCCUUAGCAUGCUGCCUCCAGAGGAACCGCGGCCUUUUGGUGAGGAUGAGGUUGAGCUCUUCAGGCAGGUUUCCUCCUUCAAGCAGAAGAUUGCAGGGAAGUCUCCACCCACAGAGAAGUUUGCCAUCCGCAAAGCGAGGCGCUACAAAGCGAGCGAGCAUGUCCCUCUGCCUGUGCCAGCCCUGGAGAUGAUGUAUAUGUGGAAUGGAUUCACCGUCCUGGGCAAGCGCCAGGAACUGCUCAAGGGGACUCUAGAGACUCUGACACAGGCUGAGAAGCUGCUACAGAAAGCACCAGCCAGUGAGUACCAGGUGGACGACCGGUGUCUGGUGCUACUUCUCAAAGGCCUGGUCCUCAAGCACUUGCACAGUUCGGCUGAAGCAGAGGCUUGCUUCAGUGCUGUCCAUGGCAGUGAGAAGAGGAUCCGGUAUGAUCACUACUUGGUACCCAAUGCACUGCUGGAGUUGAGUCUCCUCUAUGUGGCACAAGGCCGUAACGAAGAGGCUGUGCAGCUGCUUCGUCGGGCGAAGAACAACUACAAGAAUUAUUCAAUGGAGUCACGCACUCUCUUCCGGAUACAUGCUGUAUUGUCCAAACUCAAGGCCGGCCAGGAAGAAAACGGUGCAGUUGGAGACAGCCCUUCCUAGGGAAUGGUGUGUUUCCUGCUUUCUGUCUCGAAAGA
Messenger RNA from Lacerta agilis (Sand lizard), 1882 nucleotides. RefSeq names its product tetratricopeptide repeat protein 39A-like. Lineage: Eukaryota; Metazoa; Chordata; Lepidosauria; Squamata; Lacertidae. The transcript is spliced from 18 exons. The coding region runs from base 135 to 1847 and encodes 570 amino acids. Gene Ontology annotation, molecular function: protein binding. The record is from RefSeq and is a predicted model, not a curated record.